Scheffersomyces coipomensis is the source of this 1549-nucleotide messenger RNA. RefSeq names its product acetolactate synthase regulatory subunit (gene ILV6). Gene Ontology annotation, molecular function: acetolactate synthase regulator activity. The coding region runs from base 421 to 1326 and encodes 301 amino acids. The transcript has a single exon. Lineage: Eukaryota; Fungi; Ascomycota; Pichiomycetes; Serinales; Debaryomycetaceae. Gene Ontology annotation, cellular component: acetolactate synthase complex; mitochondrial nucleoid. The record is from RefSeq and is a predicted model, not a curated record. Gene Ontology annotation, biological process: branched-chain amino acid biosynthetic process.
UAACUACCUUAUGGACUAAGCCAUAUCCUACUUAUCAAUCCUUCCCACGAUUUGUAAUCUAUUCUCUUUCAAAGCAAUCAUUCACUAUAAGUCAAUCUAACACGUUUGGCAGAGGACGACAUUAAUGGCCUAUUCCGGGAUGACUCUUAACUAUGCAAUUCCCAUACAAAAGUCAAAACUGUUUUUUCAUCCGCCGGACCGCCCAACGAGACAUGUGUUUUUAUAGUGGGAAAAAUGUCGUUUAUUGAAAAAUGGUGAGAAUGAUUCAUCCAAAAUUUUUUUUUUCCAACCCUGGUUAGAAAAAAACCAGGUUACUCCAGUUUUAAUAUAAAUAGAUUUAUUGUUCGUUGUUCAAGACUGUUUCUUAAUUGUAUAUACCAGAACCAAAGAGGGAAGAAACAGUUAUAGAAGACAUUUAUAAUGUUGAAACAAGUGUCAUUAUCAAGCAAUAUGCUUGUGAAACAAAUGGUUAGAAACAAAUCCACAUCAAGUUCAACAUCAGCUUUAGCAUAUAAGACAUUACAUCGUAAUCAAAAAAGACCACCAUUACCGACUUUAGAAACUCCUAAUUGGUCUGCCGAUGCUGCUGUUAGUUCGAUUCUUUAUGAAACCCCAGUUCCAUCCCGUGCUCCAAGAAAACAACAUGUAUUAAAUUGUUUAGUUCAAAAUGAACCGGGUGUUUUAAGUAGUGUAUCUGGUACUUUAGCAGCUCGUGGUUUCAAUAUUGAUUCAUUAGUGGUAUGUAAUACUGAAGUGAAGGAUUUAUCCCGUAUGACUAUUGUUUUAGCUGGUCAGGAUGCUGUUAUUGAACAAGCUAGAAGACAAAUUGAAGAUUUAGUUCCAGUUUAUGCUGUAUUAGAUUAUACAAAUGCUGAAAUUAUUAAACGUGAAUUAUUAUUAGCUAGAGUUUCAUUAUUAGGACCAGAAUAUUUCCAAGAAUUAAUUGCUACUCAUAAAUUACACAUUAAUGAUGGAGCAUCAAUUCCUGAUUUAACUGCUACAGAAUCAGCUUUUCAUCCAAAUAAUUUAGCUCCAUCUGAAGCAUUAAGACAAAAACAUAAACAUUUAGAUCAUAUUAAUACUAUAACUGAGAAAUUUGGGGGUAGAAUUGUUGAUAUCAGUGAUAGAAAUGUCAUUGUUGAAUUAAGUGCUAAACCUUCCAGAGUAUCAGCUUUUAUAACUUUAUUACAUCCAUUUGGUGUUUUAGAACUUGCAAGAUCUGGUAUGAUGGCAUUACCUAGAACUCCAUUAGAUCAUGCUGGUGAAGAUGAAGAUGCUAUUGAUGCUGCUGACAUUGUUGAUGCUUCUCAAUUACCACCUGGUUAAGUCAAUAAUUGUAUUUAUAAAUAUAUAUAUGUAUAAUUGUAUUUUCAGUAUGGUUGUUAGUUUAGUUAGUUGUAAAUAUAUCGUUUAGGGGGGAGGGGCAUAUCGGUUGUGGUCCCCCACUAAAUAUAAUAUAAAUAAAAAGAACAGAGUAAGAUAUACAACGUAACGUACAUGCAAACGCAUACAUACACUAGAUUCUCCUAAUUGGAAUACAUACGAAUAG